GAAUGGAGAGAAUAGAAGAAAAAUGUAAUUGCCUUAAAAUAUGAAAUGACUUUAUCCAGAAGAAUUUCAAAUCCAUAUCUGGAAAACCCUUCAAGCAAGAUUUAUGGAGAGAGUUCUUCUUGUGCUGGGAGAGCUCUCAGGAAUAUUUUUACAGUUCAAGCUUCUGACCUGAUAAAGGACAGAGUAUACCUUACAGGAAUUUGCAGGAGAAGCUGUGUUGGAUCACAACUGGUAGACUGGCUCUUGCAGCACUGUCCUUUUGUGAAGUGCAGAUCUACAGCAGUUGGUGUAUGGCAGCUUUUAUUGGACAUGGGAAUUGUGUUAUCAGUGGACAGAGAGCUGUGUUUUCAAGACACAUAUGCUUUCUACCAGUUCUCAGCUGAUGAAUGUACCUACCUUUUCUGUGAAUUCGAAAGAGAUGAAGAAUGGCAAAAUGGUGUAAAACUCUUGUUGCAACUAGUGCCCCUUACUCCACCCAGGAUUACUGCAUGCAACCUGCCUGAUCAAAAAAUAGAAGAUGCUGCAGAAACAGAAGCUGAAAUCCUUGCUCGCCUCACAUCUGCGGUGCAGAGAGAGUUGGCUGCUGUCAUUGCUUUGAAAGCAAGAAAGUCAGCAAUUCAUCAAAAUGAAGAAAACAACAGCCCAGAGGACCUCCAGGAUACCUCUGAUGCACAGGCAGGGGUUUUGUGCAAACUUCAAGAAAGAGAUGACAUUGGACGCAUUGAACUAGUCCAGAAGCUGGCAAAGGAAAAUUAUCCAUUUUUGCAGGCGGAUAGAAAAGAACCUGCGAACACAGAACAAGUGCCAUGUGAUUUAGCGGUUGCCAAGCCGGAUGAUGAAGUGACUACUGUUCAAGAGAAGGAGCAAGACCAAGAUGUUCUGGUGCUUAGGAAAGUGUCGUCACACAGCUCAGCCCCCACAUCAGGGUGUGCCGAGAAUGAUUGGAGAUAUGUGGUGGUAUCGGGAACACCGGAGAAGAUUUUGGAGCAUCUCCUGAAUGACUUACACCUGGAAGCAGCCCAGGACAAAGAGACAGAGACCCUACUUGAUGACUUCCUUCUCACAUACACGGUUUUCAUGACAACUGACGACCUGUGCCAGGCAUUGCUGAGACACUAUUGUGCUAAGAACAUUCAAGGCAAAGAAGAAAACUCAGACGUUCCCUGUAGAAAACGAAAAGUCUUGCAUUUGGUGUCUCAGUGGACUUCUCUCUACAAAGACUGGUUGCAUGAAGAUGAACAUUUAAAACAAUUUUUAAAGACAAUAUACAGGAAUGUGUUAGAUGAUGUGUAUGAAUAUCCCAUACUUGAGAAGGAACUGAAAGAAUUUCAAAAGAUACUUGGAACGCAUCGUCGUCACACUGUAGAUGAAUAUUCGCCUCAUAGAAAGAAUAAAGCCUUUUUCCACCAAUUCAGUCUCAAAGAGAACUGGCUCCAGCACAGAGGAACUGUGAAUGAAACAGAGGAAAUUUUCUGCCGUAUCUACAUAACAGAACAUUCCUAUGUCAGUGUGAAAACUAAAGUAUCUGCUUCAGCUCAGGAAAUACUGAAAAUUGUAGCAGAAAAGAUCCAGCAUGCGGAGGAGGACCUGGCUCUAGUUGUUGUCACAUUCUCUGGUGAGAAACAUGAACUACAACCAAAUGACCUGGCUCUCUCAAAAUCACUUGAGUCAUCCAGUCGUAUGUUUGUCUACCGAAAAGAUCUGAAUGACACGUUGAACCCUUUUGCUGAAAAUGAAGAAUUGCAACAAAGGUCUGUGAGAAUUUUGGGAAUUAACACCUGGGAUCUUGCCUUGGAAUUAACGAACUUUGACUGGAGUCUUUUUAAUUCAAUUCAUGAGCAAGAGCUGAUAUAUUUCACCUUCAGCAGACAGGGCAGUGGUGAAAACACAGUGAAUCUUAGUCUUCUGCUUCAAAGAUGCAAUGAAGUUCAACUCUGGGUGGCCACAGAGAUACUCCUCUGCAGCCAGCUCUGUAAACGUGUACAACUAGUGAAAAAAUUCAUCAAGAUUGCUGCCCACUGCAAAGCUCAAAGAAAUUUGAACUCAUUCUUUGCCAUUGUUAUGGGUCUCAACACUGCAUCUGUCAGCCGACUGUCUCAGACUUGGGAGAAAAUCCCUGGGAAGUUUAAGAAACUCUUCACCGAACUUGAAAGUUUGACAGACCCUUCUCUGAAUCACAAAGCCUACAGAGAUGCAUUCAAGAAAAUGAAAUCUCCGAAAAUUCCUUUCAUGCCCUUACUCCUGAAAGAUGUAACAUUCAUCCAUGAAGGAAAUAAAACUUUUCUGGAUAACCUUGUUAAUUUUGAAAAACUGCACAUGAUUGCGGAUACUGUUCGAUCACUGAGACAUUGCAGGAAUAACCAAUUUGGCAAUGAAGUUCCUCCUAAAGAGCAUCAAGAGCUGAAGCCAUAUGUCCAUCACCUGCGUGUCAUUGACAACCAGCAAACACUGUUCGAGCUUUCUCACAGGAUAGAGCCUCGGGUGUGAACAUGCACAGCUUCAUGUAACCUUGUAACUGCAGCACUUUGAAUUAAGUGAAUGUUUAAGCCAAACAUGUUGCUUCCCUAUAUAAGAACAGUUUACUGAGUUUUAUCAGUAGCUCACACAAUAUACACAGGAAAAUCAAGCAGAACAAGAAAAUAAGUUGUUUGCAGCAUUCCAGGGCAAGGGUAGUGCUGUUUCCAUCUAUCAUCAGAUCAGGAAGGUGAUGAGCAGCAUCCAUUGAGCUCAACGACUUGAUUUCUGUGAAAAUAUUGUUGGUCCAGUGUAGCUUUCAAUCCAGAUUCUGACAGUAUUAGGAUGAAAGGAAGCAUCACAUUACUGUAACAAAACAUUUCAGCAAGCAACUUCAUGUGAUGGAGGGUUGCAAGUUAUAGAGAAUGUACCUCACUAAUCCAAAGCUGCCAAAGUAUUGACUGUUGCCAAAAAAUACUGUGCAAUCCAUGUAACUUCCCUGGGAGCAUUUUAUUUGAGACAACAGCUAACAUUUCAGAAUGGGAAUAUAAAAACGAACAUGUAUAAAACAAUGCACCAUUAUUAGCUCUCUUGUGUGUCCUGAUUUGGAGGUCAAAAGCAAACAGCAGCCCAUAACGUUACUUCCUCUUAAGAAUUCACUUCACAGCAUAUAGUAAAGAAAAAAAUCUAAUCUUGAUGCAGUUUAUGGAAACAAAUGUGGCAUUUCCUUUUUUGAGGGAUAAAUAGCAGUUGACCUCAACUCAACGUUUUAGCAGGUGUCCUAUGUCUAAAAUACGUAGGUUAGGGAGAAAAAUCUCUAUUUGCUCCCCUUCUAAUUAUCCCAGAAUUGUUACUUAUUUCUGCAGUUAGUGUGCAGUAGGUUAUUACAACAGAGCUCAGUGCUUUACUGCUUGAAAUAUUGUCUCCUGUACAUCUACUGGGAGACAUCUAGUAAGUCCAUCUACUUUCUACAAAAACACUAUAAAACAGAAAAUAGCCUAUUUUAACAUGUAAAAAUCUGACUUACCAAGCAGAUGCUUUUAGCUUUGAAAGAACAAAAGGCCAUACUUCAUGUAUUACACACUCUCAUUCCCAAUACAUAGAAAAAAUUAAAGGGAAAGUGUCUUCCUAUUUUAUAUUUCGUCCAAACCCAGUUUUCAUUUAGAUAAAUCAAAGAGCUAUUUGUUAUCUUAGUACGUGCUUUAAAAUCACAUUCAUAUUUAUUCUUGUCUGAGUUGCCUCCUCAUAGAAUCAUAGAAGAGUAGGGCUGCAAAGGAACUCUACAGAUCAUGUAGUCCAGCCCCCUGCCUUAGUAAACCAUCCUAUACAAACACAACACAAGGCAUAACACCCUAACCUGCCACAGGUAAAUCAGGUGACCACAGGGGUCAAUGUCCUGCUGCUAUGAUGAUAAUGCUGUUUUUCAGUACUAAGAAGUUGCCCUCAAAUAAGCUUAAAUAAACUAUAGACAGUGGAAUAUUCUUCACUAUAUAAGUAAAA
Messenger RNA from Alligator sinensis (Chinese alligator), 3954 nucleotides. It is a transcript of the gene RAPGEF5, whose product is annotated as Rap guanine nucleotide exchange factor 5. Gene Ontology annotation, cellular component: plasma membrane. Gene Ontology annotation, molecular function: guanyl-nucleotide exchange factor activity. Gene Ontology annotation, biological process: Ras protein signal transduction; positive regulation of GTPase activity. The record is from RefSeq and is a predicted model, not a curated record. The coding region runs from base 46 to 2487 and encodes 813 amino acids. The transcript is spliced from 27 exons. Lineage: Eukaryota; Metazoa; Chordata; Crocodylia; Alligatoridae.